Molecule: messenger RNA, 797 nt
Organism: Myripristis murdjan (pinecone soldierfish)
Lineage: Eukaryota; Metazoa; Chordata; Actinopteri; Holocentriformes; Holocentridae
Gene: supt4h1
Product: SPT4 homolog, DSIF elongation factor subunit
Exons: 5
Coding region: 120-473 (117 amino acids)
Biological process (GO): transcription elongation by RNA polymerase II; transcription elongation-coupled chromatin remodeling; regulation of DNA-templated transcription
Cellular component (GO): nucleus; DSIF complex
Molecular function (GO): RNA polymerase II complex binding; zinc ion binding
Source: RefSeq, a predicted model, not a curated record
ACUCGGGUCCUCCAGCAGCCGCCAGACGUCUUUACCGAUCGCCGGAAAAGUAGACGAGAGAUUCAACACUUGGUUUUUAUUUUUCGAUUCGGCAGUAUUUCAUUUUCAAACCUCACACAAUGGCAUUAGAAACAGUUCCUAAGGACCUCCGCCACCUGCGGGCCUGUCUGCUCUGCUCCCUUGUAAAGACGAUCGACCAGUUUGAAUACGACGGCUGUGACAACUGUGAGUCCUACCUCCAGAUGAAGGGGAACCGGGAGAUGGUCUACGAGUGCACGAGUUCUUCAUUUGACGGGGUGAUCGCUAUGAUGAGCCCCGAGGACAGCUGGGUGGCAAAGUGGCAGAGGAUAGGCAACUUCAAGCCAGGGGUUUAUGCUGUGACAGUCACAGGACGGCUACCUCCAGGUGUUGUGCGAGAGCUGAAGAGCAGAGGGGUGAUCUACAAAUCCAGAGACACAGCAGUGAAGACAUAAGGCUGAUUGCUGCCUCUUUACAUCAUCCGAUUGGUUACAUCAGAGCAGCAGCAUCCUGCAGCCUUGAUUCCAGGCAGACAGCACACAAAUGGAACUGAUUUUGUUUGCAAAAAUCAAGGACAAGUACUGCUUACCUUUCCAUGUGUCUGUGGUGUCUAAACUUUCAGUUUUUGUAGAUUUCAAACCUGUCUAUGUUGUGACUGUAGAUAACAGGAUGGGUGUAUAUUGGGAAGUGGAAGAGAGUUUUUUUUCCUGAUUUCUUUCAUUUAUUUGUGCAAUUGAUGGAGAAUAAAGAUGUGUUGUUGUUGUUUUUUUAAUUACAAA